AUGGCGACGGUGUGCCGCAACAAUACAAUGGACAGCCCGACGCUUCCGGGCGAAGAGAGCCACGACGCUGAAUUCGGUGGUUUGUGUCUCCGCCAGACCAAAGAUCUCGUCAACUUCGAAGUUCGGCAUCAAGGGUCGCCGAGGAGCAGAGACACGAUCGGAAAAGGCAGCCGUGUCUCUGCCACAACUAUGAAGAAGGCCCGCGACGAUUCGCAAUUGUCAAUGUGCGCUCAACGGGUUGAACUGGUUCCCCCUCGCCAUGUGAGUCUCCGCAGCCUCCGGCACCACCGGACUAUUCAAAUCAUGAGGCUGCUACGCGCAAACGGAGCGUUCCCGGUCGAGUCGCUCACCAAUUUGUCGUUGGCCGCCACUGCCGCCAAACUUGAACGCGUCCUGACCAGAUCCUUUCCUGAAAAGACGAUCCUUCGAAACGACGAAACGAUGGAGCUGCGACUACGUCAUGUGAUCAAGUGCAUUCUGGGAACCAAAUGGUCGUCGAGCGCCCAGCGCCGCCCGAGUGUGUCCGAAUAGAACGUCCAAACAACACAUAACGUUAUAAUGUUAUUGGCUUCGCACACCUCGC
Aphanomyces invadans is the source of this 583-nucleotide messenger RNA. RefSeq lists its product as hypothetical. The transcript is spliced from 2 exons. The coding region runs from base 1 to 531 and encodes 176 amino acids. Lineage: Eukaryota; Oomycota; Saprolegniomycetes; Saprolegniales; Verrucalvaceae. The record is from RefSeq and is a predicted model, not a curated record.